UUGGCUUCACUCAGAUUCAAAUUGGCACUCAGUCGCUAAAGACCAUAAUCUUCAAGUCGAAAGAAAAUCGAAUUUUAUCCAAAUUCUUUUCAUUUUAAAUUAUUAAUUAUUUUAGAUCGAUUUCAGAAUGGCGCCACGUAACAAGGAACAAGAGCAAGAAGUUUUGGAAUGGAUUUUCGCUGUUUUGGGCGAAAAAGUGCCAGCCGGCCAAUAUGAAGACAUUCUUAAGGAUGGCAUUGUUUUAUGUAAAUUGGCCAAUAAACUUACGCCCGGCUCGGUAAAGAAGAUUCAAGAGCGUGGCACCAAUUUCCAAUUGAUGGAAAAUGUACAACGUUUCCAAGCUGCCAUCAAGAAGUACGGUGUUCCAGAAGAAGAAAUCUUCCAAACUGCCGAUUUGUUUGAACGUCGUAACAUCCCACAAGUUACAUUGUGCUUGUACUCAUUGGGUCGCAUUACACAAAAACACCCUGAAUUCAAUGGACCAGCAUUGGGACCAAAAAUGGCCGAUAAAAAUGAACGAUCAUUCACCGAUGAACAAUUGCGUGCUAAUGCAGGUCAAUUGGACUUGUUGACACAAGGACAAAUGGGAAAAGCAUCGCAAGCUGGACAUGGUGGAUUCGGAAACACUCGUCAUAUGUAAUCUAGUCACUGUCACCAAUUGACAUCGCUUUAAUACAAUUGUUUUUUUUUUUACAUUUGCUCACGGCAUCAAUAUGUUUUUAUUAAAGUGAAAAAUGAAUGUACGAUAAUAUUUUUUUUUAAAAAGAACCAAUUUAAUAAAUUCAUUUAAUUGAAUUCGCAAAAGCUUUUAAACUUGGCGCUUGUAUGUCUUUUCUUUUUUUUUCUCUAUCUCUAUUUUGAUUAAAUUGUGUGAGAUGAGAAAAUUUAUUUAUUUAUUUUUAGAAACUAUAUAAAAUAUGAAUGAUCAACGAAAAAUGUUACAUCGGUGCUGCCAAAUGAGCGAAAUAAAAUUAAUUAAAUUGUCUUGUAUAGACGGUUUAAUCGACUAAUUAACAA
Contarinia nasturtii (swede midge) is the source of this 1017-nucleotide messenger RNA. RefSeq names its product muscle-specific protein 20. Gene Ontology annotation, molecular function: actin binding. Bases 128 to 640 code for a protein of 170 amino acids. The transcript has 3 exons. Lineage: Eukaryota; Metazoa; Arthropoda; Insecta; Diptera; Cecidomyiidae. The record is from RefSeq and is a predicted model, not a curated record. Gene Ontology annotation, biological process: actomyosin structure organization.